GAUUUGACGCAGAUAUCGCAGUUUCCAGUUCGGAUGCGCUCACGAGACACGAUGAUUUGUCGCGCUGAGGGCGGGAAUGCAUCCCAUCGUUGCUAAUAGUCCAGUCUCACCUUUGUGUCGACACCAGCAUUGACAUGGGUGCCGAGCUGUCAUACUGGCGUUCACCCACCACGCGAACGCGCUGUUGGGGAUGACGCUUUUCUCGUUUGGUCAAAGGGGCCUGUCUGUGACGGUCAGUCUGGGGAUUUGUAGACCAAGUCAUGCGAUGGUCAAAGACAUUCAAAACUGCCCGCGUCGUCGCGACCACCAACCUCCUCCAAGUCUACGCAGGUACAGUAGUAGUACGGCCCUUGAGGAAAAUCUUUUCCUCUGCCACUCUUUUACAAAAAUUCCUCGUCUCUCAUUUACGGUGUCUUGGGCAGACAUCUCUUAAAAAAGCAACCUGACCAUUCCUUUCUCUUUCAAAGCAUUCUUACAUUUUUAGUACUUUUCGAGUCAAGUGAGAGUCAGUCCAAGAUGCGGAUCUCGAGGGUGUCGGGCCUAAUACUGGCUCUGGGAUUGAGCGCAAAUGUUUCCGCAGAGAACUGGAACGAACCCGCCGCCGUUAAUCCUAUCAAUCGACGAGCCACUGAGACUUUUCACGUCGAAAGGAUCUCUCCUGCGACGGCUACAGUCACACAAACAGAAACCACAACUGUGUGGAAGGAGACGACCAAGACCGUAUACCAUUCGACCGUCUUCGUUGGCCCUGGCUUCUGCGCCACAACCACAGUAACGGUCGAUGGCUCCGGCCGACCAUUCCCUCCUAUUGUUUUUGCUCCGACACAGACGGCAGCUUCGCCGACAGGAUCAUAUGCCGUUGACCCUAUAGGCACGGUGACGGAUGCGCCUCAAGCGUCCUCUAUCGUUGUCGAUCCUGCGAACACCAAUGGGGAUUCUCUGGGCCCAAUUACGCGUACACACACAAGCAUCGUCGAGAGCACUAUUGGAACUGAUGGCGAUGUCUUCACCUGGACGGGAGAAGCGCCGUCAUCUACCGCUACGAAGCCAGCACCGACCUAUACAAACUUUCCCAACGGCUCCUUCCCAGAACCUGGCUCGCCAGCUUCCAAUGUUUCCGCGCCCAACGGUCCCAUAACGGGGGGUUCUCAGUGCAACUCCGCGGCCGACCGAAGCAUAUGGUGCAACGGUUUGAGCAUCAACGACGACACCUCAACCAAGGACGUUUCAACCGGCAAUACGUGCUCUUAUGAAUUCACCAUCACAAAUACCACCAUGGACUUUGACGGCAGUGGACCAAAAAUGGCAUUCGCGAUCAACGGUCAAGUUCCCGGUCCUCUGAUCGAAUGUAACUGGGGCGACCUCCUCGUGGUGACAGUUCACAAUCAACUCACCGCCAACUCGACGUCUAUACACUGGCACGGUCUCUGGCAACGCGGCACCAAUGACCAAGAUGGUGUUCCGGGCAUCACCGAGUGUGGCAUGGCUCCUGGCACUUCGCGAACGUACACCAUGCAACUCAGGCAAUAUGGCACCGGCUGGUACCACGCUCACACAAUGACUCAAUACGCUGACGGUGUUCGAGGUCCCAUGGUCAUCCACGGCCCUGCAACGUCCAACUAUGACAUUGACAUGGGUACCGUCAUGAUUGACGAUACGUUCCUGGACACCGCAGCUCAACAAAACGAACUGAUCAGUCACGUCGGACCGUCCGGAACGCAAAAUUACCUCCUCAACGGUAAAAACACCAUGCCUGACCUAUCUGCCGGCCAACACGCGCUCUGGAAAGUCCAAUCCGGCAAGAAGCAUCUCUUCCGACUCAUCAACUCGGCCGCGCAAAACAUGUGGUCGGUACACUUGGACGAUCACAAAAUGACCGUCAUGGCCAUCGACUACGUCCCCAUCGUCCCCUACGAGACCGAGUGGCUCAACAUCGGUAUCGGCCAACGGUAUGAUGUCGUGGUGGAAAUGAAUCAACCCGCGGCGGGCUACUUUUUCCGCGCCGUCACUCAGACAGGAUGCCCCAGUAGUUCCGUCAAUACCGGGCUCGGAGCCGCCAAUGGUAUCAUCUUGUACGACGACGUCGACCCUAUCUUACCCACGUCCACGUACGGCGACAAGACGGGCGCAGACUUUGCCACCUGUCUCGACGAGCCCAUUGCGUCUUUGGUUCCAUUUGUCAAGAAAUCGGCGGGGUCCUCCAGCGCCUUUGCGGCCACCGUGUCGACCUUGCCGGCCGGUAACGUAGCACGGAUCGCUUCGAGUCAAGGAGGCAACGUUUUCAGAUGGUACAUUAACAGCAACGCCAUCAACGUGAAUUACACACAACCCACGCUCGAGACGCUAUAUGAGUAUGGUAUUGGCAGCGGCAACAACGGUAGUGCCCCCAUCGCCAAUGGCACCGACACCACCAACGGCACGACGACGACGAAUGGGACCUCAACAGCGGUCGACCCAUCCCAGUUGAUCUCCAAUUCCAUCACUCUGACGGCCCAAAACCAAUGGGUUUACUUUGUCAUCCAAAACCAAUUUUUUGCAGCCCACCCGAUGCACUUGCACGGCCACGACUUUUCGAUCUUGGGCCAGGGUUCGACAACCUGGACGUCGGAUUUGGUCUCGACUUUGAACUUUGAAAACCCUCCUCGUCGAGACACAGCCAUGCUGAUCGGGUCUGAAGGACCCAAUAAGGCUUCGGGUUACACCGUCAUUGGGUUUGAGACCGACAAUCCGGGAGCAUGGCUCAUGCACUGUCACAUCGUGUGGCACGUCGACGGAGGUUUGGCCCUGCAGUGGAUCGAGAGACCGGCCGAGAUCAAACCUUACGCCGCGUCCGACCAGUUCCAGAGCGAGUGCGACAGUUUGAGUGACUGGCAACGGUCGAAUCCUCUUGGGAUUCCCGCGUCGUGGCAGUCAGGUCUGAGGAGGAAGAGGAGGGCCGUCUUUGACGUGGUUCGCCGCGGCAACAGCCUCUCUGAAUCCUCGGGGCCUGGUCUGUUACCGUCCAACUUUAGACGGAGAAUAGGUGACGGAUUCAGACAUCGACAUGGCCAUCUUUGAUCUCUUACCAUAUUUAUUUGUUGUGCGGGUUUGGGGGGCUUUUCCGCAAAGGGGAUGUUUAUUGGGCGGCACGCAGCAUCCUGCCAGAUUUUUUUGUCUUAUGUGAGCGUAUAAUUUUUUUCUUGAUUUCAUUGUAUCAGUACCGAGUACUUAGGGGAGUGUGUACGGUCUCAGGACUUUACGGUUUAUGGGUCAUGGGUAGGAAAGAGGAAGAAGAAAAUGAGAACGAGUACGAACAUGAACAUGAAACAACAAUAUCAGAUUUCAGUUAAACAGGUAACCAUCUAUCAACCAUCAUCCAUGUUUUA
Molecule: messenger RNA, 3365 nt
Organism: Exophiala oligosperma
Lineage: Eukaryota; Fungi; Ascomycota; Eurotiomycetes; Chaetothyriales; Herpotrichiellaceae
Exons: 3
Coding region: 517-3057 (846 amino acids)
Molecular function (GO): copper ion binding; oxidoreductase activity
Source: RefSeq, a predicted model, not a curated record